Molecule: messenger RNA, 1774 nt
Organism: Mauremys mutica (yellowpond turtle)
Lineage: Eukaryota; Metazoa; Chordata; Testudines; Geoemydidae
Gene: SLC10A1
Product: solute carrier family 10 member 1
Exons: 6
Coding region: 494-1570 (358 amino acids)
Biological process (GO): bile acid and bile salt transport
Cellular component (GO): membrane
Molecular function (GO): bile acid:sodium symporter activity
Source: RefSeq, a predicted model, not a curated record
UUGGGCUGGAAAGGUUGCUCACUGGUGAGCUCUGCUAUGAAUAGAAGCAAUGAAUAAAUUACUGCAGCUGACAAAUUAGAGCUGUAGAGCUUCUCCAGCAAGAGGGAAGGGUUCACAGAGAAAGCAGUGCAGUGAAAAUCCAUUCCCCAACCCUGUACCCAGGAGAAAAAGAGCCAGCCUGCACAGGCUGCCUCUGGAACACAUCCCCAUGCAGAAGAUUCCGGUCUUGCUCUUCUAGGAGCUACUACCACACUCUGCAAGAACAGGACCAGGCUUUGCCAGAUGGGGAUGGGAUUUUCUUGAAUCAUAAUGGCUAAAUGGCCUUCUGAGUUUUAUUGCUUGGAGAACUCAGCCAGGAAUGGAUCAUCAAGUAGCAUGUAAACCCUCCGAAAAGUGCAAAGACAAUAUCCACCUUCUGAAGCAGCAGUCUAAGGGCUAACGGCUUUUGAACUGUCUUCCUUCCUCACUUUGCCAACCACACCAGGAAGAAGGGAUGGCUAAGCUCAUAGCAACAAUUAAUACCACCAGUGGAGCCUAUGGGAGCCCAGAAUCCUGGAACCCAGAGCACACUGAGAAUGCCUCCUUGCCUAACUUUACACUGACUUUCACGUUUCACCAACGGGCCACUGACCAAGCGCUGAAUGGAAUCCUCAUUGCUGUCCUCUGCAUUGUCAUGGUGUCACUGGGGUGCACCAUGCAGCUCUCCAAGAUCAAGACUCACUUCUGGAAACCUAAAGGGGUGGCCGUUGCUGUUAUGGCUCAGUAUGGCAUAAUGCCUCUGACAGCGUUUGCCCUGGGAAAGCUCUUCCAUUUGGGACCUAUUGAGUCUCUGGCUGUGCUCAUCUGUGGCUGCUGUCCGGGUGGAAACCUCUCAAACAUUUUUAGUCUGGCAUCAAAAGGAGAUAUGAACCUGAGCAUUGUGAUGACCACAUGCUCAACGCUCCUGGCACUUGGGCUGAUGCCUCUUCUACUGUAUCUUUACUCAAGAGGGAUGUACCAGGGCAACCUAGAGGGCAAAGUACCUUACAAGGGAAUAGUCAUCUCCUUGGCCAUGAUGCUCAUUCCCUGCACCAUUGGCAUCUUCCUGAAUGAGAAGAAGCCACAGUAUGCUCGCCUCAUCAUCAAGGCAGGGAUGAUUGUGUUGCUUGUAUCAUCUGUUCCAAUAAUCGCUCUGUUUGUGACAAGUGUUGGAAACAGUUUUUUGAUCAUCUUCUCGCCACCCCUACUGGGAAUGUCUGCCUUGAUGCCUUUUAUUGGUUUCCUGCUUGGCUACAUGCUAUCUUCAUUUUUCAAGCUCAAUGACAGGUGCAGGCGGACAGUCUGCAUGGAGACUGGUUGCCAGAAUGUGCAGCUCUGCUCUACCAUCCUCAGAAUGGCCUUUGCCCCUGAUGUCAUUGGACCUCUUUUCUUCUUCCCGUACCUAUACAUGGUAUUCCAGCUUGGAGAGGGCUUUCUCCUGAUACUGGCCUUCAGGGUUCAUGAAAAGCUAAAGAAACCAAACGAUACAGCAAAAGUGAUCUACACAGCUGUGGAUGAUAUUGCACAAGAAACAGAACCACCAGCAAAAUAGGUGGAUACUACAGAAGCACCACAACUCAGAUACACCCACCAGUGCUCCAGGUUAUAGCUUCUGCACCAUUUGCUGAACGCCACCAGUUUUGCAUAAAAUGUGCACCAAUGUUGCUUUUAAAACAAAGGUGUGAGCAGAUCCUCUUACAGGCCCACUGCCCCCUCUCCUCCAUUGGAUGUUCUCCAGAAAGGGCACCAAGUGCCA